Paraphaeosphaeria sporulosa is the source of this 1710-nucleotide messenger RNA. Its product is annotated as agmatinase 1. Gene Ontology annotation, molecular function: agmatinase activity; metal ion binding. The record is from RefSeq and is a predicted model, not a curated record. The transcript has 5 exons. The coding region runs from base 358 to 1545 and encodes 395 amino acids. Lineage: Eukaryota; Fungi; Ascomycota; Dothideomycetes; Pleosporales; Didymosphaeriaceae.
CACAAUUGUCCCCGCAACCAGCUGCAUGCACCCGAGGAGAUAUUACAACCCUGAUUCAAGACAGCUCCUGCAUGUGCGCAUAGAGCCAAUGGCCUGCUGACUUCUUAUCAAGUGGCCGGUGGUGGGGGGAUUUUGGGUGAUCCUGACACGGCAAGAGCUGUUCAAAGGGAGAGGGGCAUCAGUGUCGUCAUGGCCAGGUCGAGCUUCUGCAAGUUAUGUUGACGAAGCUCCUGUUUAAGCAGUAUCCUCGGUAGCUCGUCUACAGGGAGCUUGACAGCUGCCAAUUGACCUCUUAAAGCUGGUCACCUCGCUCCAAUUCUCAAAAUAUACGGCAAGUUUCGUCCCAAGUUCUGAAUCAUGUUUCCCAAGACUUCUCUCUACGCUGCUCUCGUAGCUACCGUGGCAGCACACGGUGUCCACGACGACCAAUCGCCUAUUCUGGGUCCUCACCAAUCUCUGUGGUACAACACUCUACCGGGAGAUGGCGGCACGCAGGCUGAUUCAGUGUUCUCCGGAAUCUCAACUUUUGGACGUCUGCCAUACGUACAAUGCUUGUCGCAAAGGGACGUGAAGUACGACCUUGCCUUCAUUGGUGCUCCAUUCGACAUCGGUACGUCGUAUCGUCCCGGUGCUCGCUUCGGACCCUCGGGUAUCCGUCAAGGAUCGCGUCGCCUGAACCUCUACGGAGGCUACAAUGUACCCCUCAAGACCAACCCUUUCAACUCUUGGGCGACUGUGCUUGACUGCGGUGACAUCCCAGUCACAUCCUACGAUCACGCGUACGCCCUUCAACAGAUCGAACACGGUCACUACAACCUCCUCACUCGAUCGCCGGCCACAGACGCGAACAAGAAAGGACCUUCUCUGCAAGGAAAGACUCUGCCGCGCAUCAUAACUCUUGGAGGCGACCACACCAUCACCCUACCCUUGCUCCGUUCAAUCAACCGCGCCUACGGACCGGUUUCCGUGAUCCAUUUUGAUAGCCAUUUGGACACAUGGAAACCUAAGGUCUUUGGCGGAGCCCCCACUGAUAUUGCCUCUAUUAACCAUGGAACUUACUUCUACCACGCAGCGCAAGAAGGUCUCCUGCGCAACGACAGUAACAUCCACGCAGGCAUCCGCACGACGCUCAGUGGACCCAGUGACUACGAGAACGAUGGAUACUGUGGUUUUGAGAUCGUGGAGGCGUCGCAGGUGGACAAGAUCGGCACAGCUGGCAUCAUCAAGAAGAUCAGGGAGCGCGUGGGUACCGAGAAGCCCGUCUAUCUGUCUCUGGACAUUGAUACUCUGGACCCGGCAUUCGCACCGGCAACUGGGACACCCGAGACUGGGGGCUGGAGCACGCGCGAGCUACGUGAAAUUAUCCGAGGACUCAAGGGCCUCAACAUCAUCGCCGCAGACAUCGUCGAGGUAGCGCCAGCAUACGACACCAACGCUGAGCUCACCACAAUGGCUGCCGCUGAUGCUCUCUACGAGAUCAUGUCCCUCAUGAUUUUGAAGGGUCCUACCAGCAAGAUGGUGGAACCAAGCCAGGAGGAACUAUGAAGCUCGAGAAGAACACCAACUGACCUUGUACCAGACAUGCCCGAUCACAGGAUCGAAGGACAAGGGCCACAGGAGCAUUUCGAUGGGUGAACACCCUAUGCAUCGGAAAGUCAAGGGAUUUGACGCGAUCGAAGAACAGCAGUGGGAUCCUAGCUGUUAUCAGAG